AGAAUACUACGAAAAAAGUUCAGCAGAAGGUAUUGCAUCAUGUUUGGAAAGAUGUGGCGGCGAGCUGAGCGGAUAUAUACCGCUGCUACCUGACCCCCUGACUACAACGGUCAAACGUUCUCUCGGGUGUCGGCUGAACCUGAACACCCUGGCUACUUCUACGAGUGAGGUUUCUGACUCUCCAUCUGUGUCCAUGGCAGAGUCCGUUGAAACAGCAUCCCUUGAGCCAGAUUCGACAACAGUAACGGAGUCGCACCUCGGAGACACCGCCAUGGCGCCCGUCAGCGAAUAUAAGGACAGUGAGAACUCUUCAUCAGAUGAAAACAAGUGUGAGGCGAUGGAGGAGAAAGCUGUAUGCCCGUUUUACCUCGAAGGGAAGUGCAGGUUCGGCGAGCAGUGCUUUAAUUUGCACCCAUCCGACGCAGUAACAGCAGUAAGUAGGCCUAAAACCAAGAAGAAUAAGAGAAAUGGAAAGAGGGUUCCUAAGGAAGAAACAGAUCGGUUUGUCAAGAAACCUUCCAUGAAGACCGCCGGCGAUGUAAGGCACAGAAUACAGUGGGAUGAAAAUCUCCACGAAGAGUACUUCACGGUGGGAUACAUGGAUCGAUUUUCUGGCGUUGUGGAGAAGCCGUUCACGUCGUUCCACUGGGAGCACCUUGCACUUGUGGACGACGACCAGCUGGCCAUCCCUCAGCACCGCAUCCAGUACUUCAAAUACAAAGGAACCAAAGUUUGGGACAAAAACGAGCGCCUUGAUCACGUGUUCGGCAGCGCAGGCAGCGGCGUCAGGAUCCAGGAAAAGAUAGAAGAGAUUGACGAGGAAUUAGAGAGGCGAGCGCGUGCCUUCAAUCCCGACGACGACGACGAUUCCGAUGACGACGAUUUGGUCCUGUUGGGAGGUGACGACGCGUUGGGCAGAGGCUUAGUGGCGGAUUACUGCGCUGCUGAGAAACCCAAAGUUGAGCUUCUCCGUGCCACACACUUCUUAUGUAUUAAAGUAAAAAACGAGGCAGUGAAGUCUAUGGCAGCAGAAGUACAAGAUCAUGUGAUACAGCAGGAACCCGUUCUUCGCAGCUGCGCCAUGCCGAAUGAGAUCUUACACGUCACUCUAGCAAUGGUCCGGUGUGACAGUCCAGAGGCUGUCCUAGAAGUCAGUAAAAUGCUCAGAGAUUUGAGACCAGAGAUUAAGGAUCUCGUAGGCAUGCUUGAUAGUGAUCCCCAACGCGCUCUAAAAGCUCGUGGAUUAAGUACUUUCGGCGCUCGAGUACUUUACGUGAAGCUGGACGUGCCAGCGGCCUUCACGUCGAUCAUCGAAAACCUCCACAGAACUCUUCAGCAAAUCGAGGGCGUCACCAUUACGAACCACUUCGACUUUGUCCCUCACAUGACGCUCCUGAAGGUGAAUCGUGUAAUUGCGCGAGAAAGGAGGUCUAAAUACUUAAAUUCUAUUCUGUAUAGUGAUUAUAUUGAUCAGGAUUUCGGAAUUAUAUCCCUUGAUAACAUCCACUUCUGUCUAAUUGAUGAUAUCAGAGGUCCAGAUAGUUUCUACGUUACAUGUAAGAAAAUUAAUUUCUAAGUUUAACUAAUAUGAAAAUGUCGUACAUCAUUUAUAGAAAAAAAUAUUUGUUAUUAAAUUAUACACUAUC
Messenger RNA from Penaeus vannamei (Pacific white shrimp), 1646 nucleotides. Its product is annotated as leukocyte receptor cluster member 9. The record is from RefSeq and is a predicted model, not a curated record. NCBI's taxonomy places the organism in Eukaryota, Metazoa, Arthropoda, Malacostraca, Decapoda, Penaeidae. Gene Ontology annotation, molecular function: metal ion binding.